Colletotrichum scovillei is the source of this 3210-nucleotide messenger RNA. RefSeq lists its product as uncharacterized. The record is from RefSeq and is a predicted model, not a curated record. Gene Ontology annotation, molecular function: ATP binding; ATP hydrolysis activity. NCBI's taxonomy places the organism in Eukaryota, Fungi, Ascomycota, Sordariomycetes, Glomerellales, Glomerellaceae. The transcript is spliced from 4 exons. The coding region runs from base 211 to 3210 and encodes 999 amino acids.
GUGCCUGCCUACGAGGGCUAGCAACAUCUUUCUCGGUCAGCACCAGGAAUCGUUGCAGCUACGCGUCUCUCAUCGUACGGCCCCCCCGGGUGCGCUGCCACCAUUUUGACUCAAUGCAGCGUACAAACGUACACUUCAAAGCGUUAUUGACGAGCAUCAAGUGGCGUCGUUCAAGGCAGACUAGACCCAAGAACUCGCGCUUCAUCCAACAUGGCAACAGACAACAUCCAUCAUCGAAUGGUCACAAACCCAAAACCUCAAAAGUCCGGAUUACAUCCAAGACUCAACCAGCAACGACAUGGAGAGGACGUCAAACAUCAGCCCACUGUGACGAGUGUGUCUUCGAAAAUCUCCUGGCAAGGACUGCAAGAACAUUAUGAUGCAGGUAGCCAUACUUCAGAAGGAACCUCCUCAUUGCCCUACUCACAAAAGGGCUUCCGAGCUCCAGUGUACUAUGGAGGAUACGGAAGUCCCGAAAAACAAGAUGCAAUGCGAGGCCAACACGAUUUAGCUGAUGAUUGGAGCGCAUCCUCGGUUGGAGAUCCAGAUACCCAAGUCAACGACCCCCGAGAGACAACUCAGACACAUUAUACAAUAUCGGAAGAUGAAAUAGGUAAAGGGUCACAGAACAAACUCGCCGCAUUAGCACUCAAAAUGGGUGCUCCUCAACGUAUCGAGCAUUCUACCCAUUUGGGUACCGCGCAACCCAUUCCAACCGCGUCAACAGCUCAAUUAGAGAACGAAUGCGAAGCCCCAAAUUUACGCCAGACGGGAUCUCCAGCGCCAGGGGUCAUCAAUUUAACAUCACAACAGAAACCUCACAGCCACAACCCAUCGUCAACAGUUCAAAGACAGAAGCAGCCCGAAAGAGCUCGUCGGAAGUGGGAAGCAGCCCAAGGGACACAGAACAUAAAACAGAGCCACGGCUAUCGCUAUAGCCCAGUAGAUGUUUCUGAGGCUCCAGUCAAUGACGGUGAAGCUUAUUUGGAAUCAGGUCUUUCCUCAGAGCUUAGAGCGUGUGCUGCUACCCCGAACAUCUCAGAACACAUUCUGAUGGCUGUUUCUGAGGCAGGUGAAGUCCCUGACGGAGCCUUCUCAGAACCUCUGAGCGCCGAAGAGACAUCUUUAUUGUAUUAUGAUGUCUUUCAAAAGAUGAAGCAGCGAAUCCAGCUGUUAGAAGCGGCUAAUGACGAGCUUAGCCGAAUUCUCACGCCUCAAGUGAAUGUCAGGGUACAGAUCUUCCACCUCCUCGAUAACAAAGAAAUGGGCGAAAGUGUUUACCUCUCGGAACCAAAAUGGAUGGUGAUUUGUAACGACAUUGGUCUCGUUGCCCAAUUUCUAUUAGUAGACCCUGAAGGAUACAUUGAAAAAGAGAAAGACAUCUCAUUUGUAAUCUACAAGUGUUACUCAGAAGAGCAUCAGAGAGAUGCAGUGGAAAAAGCGCGGAAGUCUUCAGGGUCACUACCAACCCCGGAACCUGCCUACCAAGACAUUUUGCUCACUUCGGAGGAAAUGGUGGAGGCUUUGGAGGCUUUUUUCGCCCUGCAUCCGGCGUCUCGUCAAGAAUUUCCUAAACUCUACACUCAUAGCAGAUUAUCAGCGCCGUUUGUAUGGUGGUAUCGCCACCGCAGGUCAAGUAAGAUCGAAACCCUGCCGCGCCGCCAAGCCGAAUUGGUUAAUGCGCUCGUAAGUCACAUCGAAGAGGCUUACGCAAGGUUGUACGACAACAUCGAAGAACAACUCAGCAGAGGUUAUGUGUCGAACAUCUCCAUGGAAUUUCUUUUCCGGCCUGGGCAAGUCCUGGUCUCGUUCACGGAUGGCGUCCCUCAAGGCCACAUUGCAUUGUCUCACCCUUAUGCCCACGUCAAUGAACCUAGCGACAUCUUCACUCUACCAAAAUCGAAAGGUCGACAAGAUAUUUCAGGUAAUAAUUUGUCGCAAUGGACCGUGUCAUCGCGUACAAUUUCCUAUCGUGGAGAAUUCGUGCGGGUGGUAAAUGAACUCAAGAUUGGGUUAGAGACGGAGACGGAGAACGGAGAGAUUGAUAUCUCGAGCCUACCUGUCAUACCGCUUGAGUAUGCCUCACAUGCAUUGCGGGAGAGGCUAAUGCGUCGUGGCCAAACGUUCUGGAAAUGUCGCGAGAAAAGGCUUGUUUCCUGCCAAGGCACAGGACAAAUCCACAGUGGCGAAAGAUUUAUGAUUGACUUCGAGACGUAUACAAGCUUUCAUCCACAGAAUCAGUACACAAAUAAGGACAAGCUCGUACCAGAGCCAGGCCUGCCAACAAACGGCAGUGAACCGCGCCUUCCUGAGAUCUACCUCUUUCCAAACCUUGUCCCUGGCUUUGAUCUAAGGCGUAAGAAAUGGGUUGAUGUUGAGGUCGACCAGAUUCGGGACGUGGCCUGGAACGAUCAAGCCUUCAACAGUCUGGUGGCCGAUGAAGACAUGAAAACGCUCAUUCUUGCACUUGUCACCAACCAAAUCGAUGCCAAAAGAGGCACAGACGUUAUCGAUAACAAAGGAAACGGCCUUAUUAUGCUGCUUCAUGGCUCUCCGGGCACCGGAAAAACAUUUACAGCAGAAUCCGUCGCCGAAAUAGCUAAGAAGCCUUUGUACUCGGUAACCUGCGGCGACAUAGGCACGAAUCCUGCUGAUGUUGAGAAAUAUCUCGAGUCAGUCUUCCACCUCGGCAAGAUCUGGGACUGCGUCGUGCUCCUCGACGAAGCCGAAGUGUUCCUCGAGCAACGUACUCUACAAGACCUCCAACGGAACGCACUUGUCUCCGUGUUCUUGCGCGCUCUAGAAUACUACGAUGGGAUCUUGAUCCUUACGACAAACCGUGUGGGUACCUUCGACGAGGCAUUCAAGUCUCGAAUUCAACUAGCGCUCCGGUACCAAAGGUUGGAGGCCUACCAACGCAAGCAAAUCUGGAAGAACUUCUUCGAGCGGCUCAAGAGCAUCGGAGAGGAGGACAGCAUUGACUUUGACGAUAUUUCGCUGCACAUAGACGAGCUGACCAAGCACCCCAUGAACGGACGACAGAUCCGGAAUACGAUCACCACCGCGCGGCAGCUCGCUAAGUUUAUGGGGAAGAAGAUGGUAUUUUCGCAUCUGCAACGAACUAUUGCAAUCACGAAUAAGUUUGACGAGUACUUGGCUGACGUUCGGGAAGCUGAUGUGGAGGAACAUGUUUUCGAUGCGCACUCGUGA